This is a messenger RNA of Mercenaria mercenaria, 495 nucleotides long. RefSeq lists its product as uncharacterized. The transcript has a single exon. NCBI's taxonomy places the organism in Eukaryota, Metazoa, Mollusca, Bivalvia, Venerida, Veneridae. The coding region runs from base 1 to 495 and encodes 164 amino acids. The record is from RefSeq and is a predicted model, not a curated record.
AUGGUGGGACAGGCAGGACAGGACAGACGGGGUGGGUCAGGCAGGGCGGGACAGGCAGGACAGACAGGGCGGCACAGGCAGGGUAGGACAGGCAUAGUGGGGCAGGCAGGACAGGACAGAAAUGGUGGGACAGGCAGGGUGAGACAGGCAUGGUGGGAUAGGCAUGGUGGGACAGGCAGGACAGGACAGACGGGGUGGGUCAGGCAGGGCGGGACAGACAGGACAGACUGGGCGGCACAGGCAGGGUGGGACAGGCAUAGUGGGGCAGGCAGGACAGGACAGAAAUGGUGGAACAGGCAGGAUGAGACAGGCAGGGUGAGAUUGGCAUGGUGGGACAGGCAGGGUGGGACAGGCAGGACAGACAGGGCGGCACAGGCAGGGUGGGACAGGCAUGGUGGGACAACCAGGACAGGACAGGCAGGGUGGGACAGGCAGGACAGAACAGGACAGGCAGGGCGGCACAGGCAGGGUGUGACAUAUUUAUAUAAUUGUUGA